AUGGGCGAGUUCCAGGUGCACCGCGCGCGGCUCUUCGCCUUCGUGCCGGCCGGGGUCCGCUGCCUGGCCGCCCCCGCCACCCGCCCGCCCCGCCGCCUGGCCGCCGCACGCCUCGACGGCGCCGUGGAGCUCUACGACCUGCGGGCCAACGGCGCCCAGGAGAAGGUGGUCCCGGGCCACGAGGCGCGCGCCCCGGAGGCGCUGUGCUGGGCGGCGGGCGAGCGGCUCUUCGGCGCCGGGCUCGGCGGGGCGGUGGUGGAGUUCGACCUGGAGCGGCUGCGCGUCAAGUCUUCGCUCGACGCCUUCGGGGGGCCCCUCUGGAGCAUGGCGGCCAGCCCCAGCGGCGCCCAGCUGGCGGUGGGCUGCGAGGACGGCUCCGUUAAGCUCCUCCAAGUCGGGCCGGAUCGAAUCCAAUUCGAAAGGCAGCUGGACCGGCAGAAAGAGCGCAUCCUCUCUCUAUCCUGGCAUCCUUCUGGGACCAAGAUUGCAGCUGGCUCCAUUGACUGCUUCUACAUCUUUGACAUCGAAACUGGGCACGUCAGCCAGCGAAUCCUCGUAGAAAGGCGUCUGCAAGCCCCCCCCAGCCAGAAAUGCCUGGUGUGGGGCCUGGCCUUCCUUUCAGAUGGCACAGUGGUCAGUGUGGAUUCUGCUGGAAAAGUGCAGUUCUGGGAUUCGGUGAUGGGCACUCUGCUCUCCAAGCAUCCCAUCAGCAAAGCUGCAGUGCUUUCCGUGGCCGUGGCUGAGGCAGAAGAUAGUAUGGUUGUUGGCACGUCAGAAGGGAUGGUAUAUCAGUUCCAGCUGCUACCGGUGAAGCUGGACAGCUCUGAGCGCCAGUGGGUGCAGACGAGACCCUUUCGGCAUCACACUCACGAUGUGCGGACGGUGGUGCACACUGCCACAGCCUUCAUCUCUGGAGGGCUGGAUGGGCAACUUGUGAUCCGACCCCUAAUGGAGAAGGUGGAGUCGAAGUCCUAUGACGCUGCCCUCCGCACAAUCACUUUCCCCCACAAGCGCCUUGUCUCCUGUGCCAGGAGAGCCCGGCUCCUCCUCUUCCAGUACCCCCAGCACCUGGAGCUCUGGCGGCUUGGCACCACAAACUCCUUUGGAAGGCCUGGUGAGCUCCUGCCAGUGUCCUGCCCUCCCCAGAAUCUGCUCCAGCUGAAGGCCAAGGGCCCAGAGCACAUCCGCAGCAGCUGCGUCUCUCCGUGUGGCGGCUGGAUCAGCUACUCCAUAGCUAGCAGGUUCUACCUGCAUCGGGUUCAGCUCGUCAGCGACCACAUUUCCAUCAACAGAGUUCACAAGACUCCCAAGCUGAACGGCUCAGCCCACCACCUCCUUUUUUCCAAUGACUCUACCAGCCUUUUUCUGGCAUCGGAUCGGGGCUGCGUGCAUGUGCUUUCGCUCUUGCAGUCAGGGACCUGCAGGCAUCUACACACACUUCGCCCAAAUUCGGAGACCUUGGAAGCAGUGCAGCAGCUGGCGGUGAGUGCGGAUGGCAAGUGGCUGUCUGCAGCAGGGGGAGACCGGGAAAUCUGCAUCUAUAAUUUGGAAAACACCAAGCUUCAUUGCACUGUGCCAGCAUACGAGUGCCCAGUGACUGCAAUGGCAAUCCAUCCGCUGACCAAUAACCUCAUUGUUGCACAUUCAGAUCAGCAGGUGUUCGAGUUCAGCAUCAAGGAAAGAGGCUACACGCCUUGGAGCCGGAAACUGCAGCAGCUGGGCCUGCACAAGGAUUGGCUGGAGCGGGACACACCCAUCACCCACAUCGCCUUCCGCCCUGGGCAUUCCUCUCAUGUCUUGCUCCACGACACAUACAUGUUCUGCAUCCUGGACACGUCGCUGCCACUGCAUGAGGACGCUGCAGCCUCAAAGAAGCCAGCGCCACACGUGAAAACAAUACAACGCAGUCAUGGCCGGCCCUUCAAGAUCUGCAAGAAGUUCCAGCCUCUCCUCUUUGUGGAUUUCCUGGAUGACAAUUCUUUGGUGGUGACGGAGCGGCCGCUGAUGGACAUCAAAGCCCAGCUGCCACCACCCAUCUAUCAGAAGAAAUUUGGGACAUAGGUUUGGAAGGAUUUUUGCAGAGGCCAUCCUUCACUGAGGGGCUCCCUGUGCCCUUCCCUUCAGAAGCAGGGGGCUGCCUGGCCAGAGGAGCAACUGUUGACGGGGACCCUGCCACCCCCAUCCUGUGUCCUUGAGGUUACCUGUUUUUCCACCGUGGUCUGGCCCGGAAAGAGA
This is a messenger RNA of Protobothrops mucrosquamatus (brown spotted pit viper), 2235 nucleotides long. It is a transcript of the gene UTP4, whose product is annotated as UTP4 small subunit processome component. Gene Ontology annotation, cellular component: 90S preribosome; t-UTP complex; small-subunit processome. NCBI's taxonomy places the organism in Eukaryota, Metazoa, Chordata, Lepidosauria, Squamata, Viperidae. The transcript is spliced from 16 exons. The coding region runs from base 1 to 2061 and encodes 686 amino acids. The record is from RefSeq and is a predicted model, not a curated record. Gene Ontology annotation, biological process: maturation of SSU-rRNA from tricistronic rRNA transcript (SSU-rRNA, 5.8S rRNA, LSU-rRNA). Gene Ontology annotation, molecular function: RNA binding; protein binding.